UCCCCUUCCCGCACUGACGGGCUGACUGGAAAUCGAAAGUGAAAAGAGCUGCCACCAAGGCCAAGUCCCCAGUACGGCUUGCGUCUGCCUGGCUCCACCAAGGGACCCCAGCCUACCCUGAGGGGCCCCUCUGUCCUGCUCCAGAUCUGAAGAGCCACUUCCACCCUGUCAGUGGAGACCUCAGUCCCUUUUCCUUCUCAACUCUCCCGAAGUCCCCCAGCUUCUGCCUGGCCCACCUGCCUGGGAGGGGGCUUGGCUGAAAAGUCACCGGGAAGGAGCUAGCAGAGGUAAGAGCCCCAGGCCACCACAAGAGCUCACUGAGCUGCAUUCCCCAUGGCCUCAGAAACGGCCUUGGUGAAGAUGUGGGAGGAGGUCACAUGUCCUAUCUGCCUGGACCCCAUGGAGAAGCCUGUGAGCAUCGAAUGUGGCCACAGCUUCUGCCAGGAAUGCAUCUCCGAGGUGGGGAAAGACAUGGGUGGCGUCUGCCCUGUGUGCCGGCACAAAUUCUUGGUCAGAAACCUCCGGCCCAACCUGCAGCUCGCCAACUUGAUGGACAACCUUAGACAGAUGGGCCAGAAUACCAAGGAGGGCACGCAGGGGGAGAAGUGCGGCGUGCAUGGAGAGACGCUUCACCUGUUCUGUAAGGAAGAUGGAAAGGCCCUUUGCUGGGUGUGUUCCAAGUCCCGGAAACACCGUAACCACCUCCUGGUCCCGAUAGAGGAGGCUGUUCUUGAGUACCAGGAGAAGCUGCAGACAGCAUUAGUGAAACUGAGAAAAGAGCAGGAGUUGACUGAGAAGUUGGAAGUGGACAUCACAACCGAGAAAGCAGCUUGGAAGAGGAAAGUAGAGACACACAAAUUGAGGAUUCAUGCAGAGUUUGAGCAGCAGAAAAAUUUCCUGACUAAGGAGGAACAUCGGCAACUGCAGAAGCUCGAGCAGACUGAGAGGGAACAGCUGAGGAUCCUGGGGCAGAAAGAGAUUGAGCUGACCCAGCAGAGGGAGGCCCUGCAGGAGCUCAUCUCAGAACUGGAGAGGCGGAGUCGAGGCUCAGCGCUGGAACUGCUGCAGGAGGUGAAAAAUGUUCUAGAAAGGAGUGAGUCCUGGAGCCUGAAGGAGCUGGACAUUGCCUCCCCAGACCUGAGGAACGUGUGCCAUGUGCCAGGGCGGAAGGACAUGCUGAGGACGUGUGGAGUGCACAUCACCCUGGAUUCACACACGGCCCACUCAUUACUCAUUAUUUCGAAGGAUCAGAGACAAGUGAGGCUUGGGGAGACCCCACAAGCAGUGCCUGAGAAUGAGAAGAGAUUUGAUAGUUAUCCCAUAGUUCUGGGUGUCCAAUGCUUUGAUUCUGGAAAACUUUACUGGGAGGUGGAUGUGACAGAAAAGGAUGCCUGGGACCUGGGGGUUUGUAGAGACUCCGUGAAGAGGAAGGGAAAUUUUUCACUGAGUCCCGAGAAUGGCUUCUGGACAAUUUGGUUAUGGAACGAGCAUUAUGAGGCUGGUACCUCCCCCUCAACUUCCCUCCACCUUCAAGUACCUCCAUGCCAGGUUGGGAUCUUCCUGGACUGUGAGACCAGCACAGUCUCCUUCUACAACAUUACUGACCACGGCUCCCUCAUCUAUAGUUUCCAUGAAUGUGACUUUGCUGGACCUGUGCGGCCCUUCUUCAAUACUGGUUUCAAUGAUAAAGGAAGAAAUGCAGCACCUCUGACCCUCUGUCCACUGAGGGUGUGAUGGUCGUGGUCCACUGCCUGCUGUGGCCCUUUCUACACACUGAUACCCUCUCUGUUGGCACCCUUCAUUGCUACAGCAUUCUUCCAUGAGAUAAACUUUUAGAUGGGUUUGGAGCUAAUAUAUCAAGCAAAACAUGUUUCUGCCUUCUUUAUAUGACUCAAGUUUUGGGUGGUUUUUUGUUUUGUUUUGGUCCUUUCCAUCUCCUGUACUUUGGCAUGGUUUGCAAAAGGUCUUCCUAGAUACAGAGGGCUUCAAAUCAAUCCUUGUCUUGUUCUUGUACACAUUUAGGAUCGUCCUUCUAACAUGUACACAUCUGAUCAUAAGUGAUAUGAUCAGUCGUGAUCAGGUGGCUGUUAGAGUAUAGUUGGAGGCUCUGGGAACUGCCUAAAGAGUUCUGAUUUAACAAUGAGGGCACUCCUUAUUUAGGAAGACAGAGGCCUCCUCGGGCUGGCCUAGCUCUCUGGUCCACAACUCUGACCCUCACAGUCCUGAGAUGCCUGGUGUUGGUGUGUUCAAUAGCUUGACCAGUAACAAUGUUCAAGUACCUGAAACUCUGACCAAGAAAGGUCCAGGCUUAAUGCCCAUCCCUAAUUUCAGUGUUCUUUUCAGCAAAUGGCAAAUUCCUGCUCCCCUGGGCACACAAUUCUGAUAUCAUUCCUUCUGAAAUUUCUUUCUUAUGGAAAUACUGACUUUUGCUGAUUAAAUGUUGCCUCCAUUAAAAAAAUAGAGGAAGGGGGUGUGAAUGCAGUAUUGGUAACCAACAGCCUGGAAUUGAAAACUGAAAGGGCCUAUGUUCAGAGAAGCAGUAAGCUCUGGAGAUCAGAAAAACUCCUUUCAAAGGAUGCAAACAGGAUUACUUGCGUUGGGACCCAGAGGAGAGGUAGCAGUUGAAGUUUACGGACUGUGAAUGAGUUUCAUUUCUUGAGCCUGAGGAAUUGCUAAGAAGGCAGGAGCCAGCUGGAACUCACUCUGGGAAAAACACACUGGCAAGUGCCAUUUAUUAUAUAUAUAUAUCUCCCUGGCAUGAUAUGACCAGCAGAAGUGGAAGCUAAAGUUAGCUAGCACACAUAGCCAAAAUUAAGCCACAGGAAGGCUCGUGCAUAUACCUGAUGGCAGCUUUGCUGAGCCACCCAGCCCUGUGCAUUCACACUACAACAAUAUUCCUUAAGCUGAGGCAAGAAAGCAACAUCCUAGGCUCAUUAAAACAUAAUGUAUGCCUGCCUCAUUUGCUACAGCAUUGAUCAACAGCAUUGAUCACCAAGCACAGACAGAGGAACCUGUAUUUCUGGGCACCACUAGACAGUAACAAUGGAAGAGACUGUUCUUGACAGCUACCCCAGGGCACUGAAGAGGCUCAUGGAACCAAUACAGAGAAAUAAACACUAGGAAAGCAAAAUGGGAAAACAGGAAUACUUUUCAAACAAGAGAAUAAGACACACAAGCAUAAAUCUUAGGCCCUAAAAAACAUACCAGAGGGGAAGAGGAAGGAGGAUGGGAGCAAUGGAUAAAGGGGGUCAAUUUGAUUUGAUAUGAAAGCAAUAGAACAUCAGUGGUGAAUAUAGUAAGGUAUAUACACCCAGAGGUGUGAAGCUGUACUCCCAAAUUUAGAGUUUUGUAAACAAAUGGUAAAUCAAUAAAGUGUGAUUAAAAAUAAAAGCCAUGGAGAAAAACUUCAAUGAACUGGAUAUAAGUAGUUGAUCUAAUAGAUUUCAAAGUAAUGGCCAUAAAGAUGAUCACUGAUCUCAGAAGAAUGGGUGAACAAAAUAAGACCUCCAAAGAUGACAAAGACUAGAGAAGAAAUUUCCUAACAAUUUAUAAGUUGAAGAAUACAAAAACAACUAAAAAUACAUUGCAGGGCUUAUACCCAAACUCGAGAAACAGAAAUAGACGUGCAAAUUAGAAGAUAAAGUAAUGGAACUCACACAGAACAGCUAAUAGAAACAUGAAUUUUAAAAAACUUUCUUUUAGAAAAAUACCGGAUGGUCUCACUCAUAGCAGGAAUUUAGAAAACCUAAAUAAGGGACCAGGAAAAAAACUAAUACAACGUAAAAAGCAAAAUCAACAAGCAACUCUAAA
Molecule: messenger RNA, 3810 nt
Organism: Talpa occidentalis (Iberian mole)
Lineage: Eukaryota; Metazoa; Chordata; Mammalia; Eulipotyphla; Talpidae
Gene: TRIM21
Product: tripartite motif containing 21
Exons: 7
Coding region: 334-1734 (466 amino acids)
Molecular function (GO): zinc ion binding; protein binding
Source: RefSeq, a predicted model, not a curated record